Gigantopelta aegis is the source of this 3377-nucleotide messenger RNA. Its product is annotated as DNA repair-scaffolding protein-like. Gene Ontology annotation, cellular component: nucleoplasm; nuclear chromosome. Gene Ontology annotation, biological process: regulation of establishment of protein localization to chromosome; double-strand break repair via homologous recombination. The record is from RefSeq and is a predicted model, not a curated record. Bases 1161 to 3071 code for a protein of 636 amino acids. The transcript is spliced from 20 exons. NCBI's taxonomy places the organism in Eukaryota, Metazoa, Mollusca, Gastropoda, Neomphalida, Peltospiridae.
UCGUCUGACACCUACCCAUUCAGGCCAUUGGGUCGUUAAAACUCGUCCUAGGUGAUAGCAGGUACCGGGUUGCGAACCCUGUACCUACCAACCUUAUGUCCGAUGGCUUAACCACGACACCAUCGAAGCCGGUUGUGAAGGUCAAUCGUUUUACUUCUUUGAUUGACCCAUGGAGUUACUUCCCUUGGUUCACUCAUAAGGAAAGAAAAGGUGCAUUUCGCGCAAUAUUUACGAAGUAUCGUAAUGCGGAAGAGAAUAGAUAAACUGUCAAAUCAUCAAGUUCUAAAACGAAAAUUUGACGAUGUUUCCCCAGACAAGAAUGUACAGAAAACAGAUUUUACAUCUCGAGAAUGGAAAAGAUGCGCAGAAGGAUUUGAAGACUUUGAUCGUGUUAUUGAGACGGGAACAAAGGAACAAACCCGACAGUCAAAGAAGAGAAGUGUCGCUCACGGAAGCGCAUUCAGUAUUGGAAGUGGCUUUGAUGAUCUGACGCACACACAUGAAGCAUUAAGACAGACAUACAGUCCUGUAGACGACAUUUCAUGGAAUUCCAGUGACAGUGGGGAAGAGCAGGAACCUGGUAACCAGUCAACACAUGAAGAAAACACUGGAUCCCACAGAGUUCCGAGUGAUAAGAAACCCACAUUCCAAAGCCGAAUUUACCACAACACAAGGUCACAAAGAAAAAGUUGAAAUAUGCCAGAAAUAAAAAGUCGAAAAAAAAUUCUGUACCGUGUUGGAGAGGAGAGAAGGAUGGUGAAGAUAUCUGUGUCCCUUCGAGUGACUCUGGAGAGGAUGAAACCAGCGUGGAGAGACUGGCAUCUGUUAACACUGUCUCCUGUCCACAGAUUAAUGAGAUUAAUGAGUCAGAGAGAAGUCCUGUAAGAUUAGGAAAUCAAGAAGAAGGGUCUAAUGUUAAACAGUGUACUACAAAUAGUGCCAUUUCUCCUGUGAUUCUGAGCUGUCAGUCAAGUCAGUCAAGUCAGUCAACCAAUAGUACAUCACCAAGCACAGGAAUAAAAGCCAGUGAUUGGAUAAAAAAUGUCCAUUGGCAGACAACUCCAGUCAAGGGAAAUGUCACUGUGGAUGAAUCUGCUACUGAGGUGGAUUCGGCAAAGAAGAAAAAGCAAAAAUUCAAAAAAGGUGGGUUUGCUGAACAGAUGUCUCGUCUUCAGAAUCGAGAAAAGUCGUCCAUCAGAAUCUGGGCACAUGAACAAGAUGAAACAUCGUCUUCACCAGGGAAUUUCUCAAAGGUGUUAUUUGUUCAUGUUCAGAGAUUCGAAGUACUGUUUUCUUUACAACUAGCUCACUGUUUGGUAAUGGAUGGUGGCAGUGAAGAGACUCCAGUGAAAGUUGAGAAAUGGCGAAAUGCUCUUGUGUUGUUUUCCCGACAGCUGAUGGAACAGUUGCAAAUUCAAGUGGGCACUGUUCUCCGACUUUAUCCACCAUGGCAGCAGCUAGAUGGGCUGCAUGGAGAACAGAGUAUUUUACUGUGUACAUACUAUGCCAAGGUUAUAUCACAGCCAGAUGGCACAGGGGUGAAUGCUGACAACCCGACACCCAAACAGACCAAACAGACUUGGUUAGAGUGGAACUGCCCUUGUCUAAGUGAUUCGCAUCAGGAUCAUAAGAUGUGUCCAGCUCAUGAGUUUCCAGUGAUGCCAUCCACACUGAAAUAUGAAAAGAGUACAGAAGAAAGCAUCACCGGCCCAACAGCCUUGCAUACUAUCACAGCCAAUGAGAAAGCCGCACCAGUCAUAUCGAAAUCAUUGCUGGAAAGCAUUGAGGUGGCCGGAUUACAUUCACUGAGACAUUUGUGCUUCAAAGCUGUCAUCCACAGAAUAUUCAGUUACCAUGACAACCAAACAAAAAGAUUUUCACUUCUGGUUGAAGAUUACCAUGGAACAGUUGCGGUUAUUGCUGUCCCUAGUUACCAUGGUAAUGAAGAGUUGUGGAAGCUGGAAGGAAAGUCGGCUUGUUUCUCUGGUGUUUUGGUUGACAGCAGGAGAAACCGUAAUAAAGACCCAGGUUUGUUUUCCGUCAUCGAUGUCGUGUGGUCUGGUUUGAACACCGCGGAGACCAGUCAGGGCAGUGAGCUGUCGGAGAAAGCCAGUUCUUCACACAAGCCUUGCAGAUCACACCCUCCUCCGGGAUUUUGUUACUACUUGAAAUCUGACGAUGAUUCUUUCUCCUUUGAUACGUCCCCUGAAGUCUUAUCCUGUUACAAGAAGUCUGAGCUUAUCUCUUUAAAGGAAAUUUCACAGUGUGAUCUUCUAACUCGAAAAAGUUUCUUGGUGAGGGUGAUAUUCCAAUCUGAGGAAAAUGAAAAUGCCUUGUUACAUUCUCAGUCUCCUAAAUCAUCGUUGCCUUCAAAAGGGAGACAACUGUUGUAUAUCACAGACAGCUCUCUUCAAGACGAGACAUCCGCCUAUCUAACUAUAGCCCUUAGUUCAAAUCAGAGUGUUGAUAUGAAAAUGACUAAAAACAGCACAUCAUUAGCCUUCUUCAAAGAUAUACUGAUCGAGGAAGGUAAAUGCCAGAUAGAUGGGUACUCUGAUAUCAUUGACAUUCAGAGUGAGAGAUGUACAGUGAUCGACUUGCCAAAGAAAACUGUAGAAGAGUUGCGGAGUCUUGAUAUCAAACUACCAGAGAUAUCAAACACCUGCAUGGAACACUCACUUGUCUCCGUUUCAGGACACAUUGCUGAUGUGGAUGACGAGGCAUCCUAUAGCUGGGAAGUUUGUGAUCAGUGUCAGAGUGAUAAACUAGCAACCACCCCACACACACAUGAUCUGUUUUGUGUGAAGUGUCAGAAAACAGUUUCAUCACCUGUUACCCUGUUAAAGAUGGAGGUUUAUGUACAAACUACACAGUUAGCUUCCAACUGUAAACUAAAGGUUAACCUCUUACAGUCAACUGUUAAACAUUUAUUGCCACAGAGUCAGGAAGAGGAGGGUUAUGACAUCAGUUGUAUUUUGCUGGAAAAUGUCGGACCGCUGUCAUGUUUCAUUAAAACUGUCACCAGAAGUGAUGACCUGCUGGAAAUAUUUGCUCAAGAAAUCAAGACAUGAUUUGUGAUCCCAAAGAAAAAUGUGAAAGGUGCAUGAUCAUUAUUCUGUGAAAAACAUGAGAAACUUCUGACUACGGAUUAUUGAUGAAUUGGGUUUCCUUCAUCUAUUCAUCUUUUUGAAAUCAUGCUUAUUUCAUAUUAUUUUAUACCACAUAUUCCAAAAUUCAAUAUUCUUUAUUUUAGUUUACAGGUAAAAUAAAUUAUUUUUUUAAAGAUAGUACUGUAGUUCCUUUUAUCAUACUUUUAAUGAAAAUGUAAAAGAACUUUGUCACUUAAAAUGUACAUUAUUUUAUUAACCAUAUGUUUA